Ruditapes philippinarum (Manila clam) is the source of this 1002-nucleotide messenger RNA. RefSeq names its product neurogenic locus notch homolog protein 1-like. The transcript has 4 exons. Bases 1 to 885 code for a protein of 294 amino acids. Lineage: Eukaryota; Metazoa; Mollusca; Bivalvia; Venerida; Veneridae. Gene Ontology annotation, molecular function: calcium ion binding. Gene Ontology annotation, biological process: heterophilic cell-cell adhesion; establishment or maintenance of epithelial cell apical/basal polarity. The record is from RefSeq and is a predicted model, not a curated record. Gene Ontology annotation, cellular component: protein-containing complex; plasma membrane.
AUGAUUUCACUGGAAAUUUAUCUCAUUGUUAGUUGCAUUUGUCUUUCCUCUUGGAAUGGAAGUCAUUGUACGCAAAAAGUAAAAAGCGAAAUUGAAUGUUUACCAGGCUAUAUUAGAGAUGAAUGCGAAAUUCCUUUAUGUAAACAUGGUUAUGCUUUAAACAAUACUGGUUCGAGCACGAAUUACACAUGUUAUUGUGAUAAAGGUUGGAAUCACACUCAUACUAAUGAUCCAUGUGACAAGGACAUAGACGAAUGUAAACUAUAUCCGAAUAUAUGCAAGAACGGUGGAAGUUGCAGCAACACCAAUGGUUCAUACAUAUGUAAUUGUAUUGGACCAUGGGAAGGUGAAAACUGCACAUAUUAUAAUGCAUGCAGAUCAAAUCCUUGUGCAAAUCAGGGAGAAUGUGCAAAAACAGGAAAUGAUACCGACAGAACGUAUAAAUGUGCAUGUCAACUUGGUUAUAAAGGUGAAAACUGUACUUUGGACGUUGAUGAGUGCUCUCUUAACACAACUAGUAUAUGCGUACAUGGAAAUUGCUCCAAUAGUAUUGGUUCGUACAAAUGCACAUGCGAAAUUGGAUGGACAAGCAAAAGUUGUAACAAAACUUUAACCAAAACGACAACAAAUACAACUGAAACAACAAAUGACAGCAGUCUUGCAAUGAAAGAAACAAAAGACGGAUUGCCAAUUAUUGUUGGAGCAAGUGUUGGCGGGGUUAUUAUUGCAGUUGCAGUUGUUGGUAUAUACCUAUACAAAAGGAAACGAGCAAGGAUUGCCUCGGAAGAUAUAGCAGGAGACACCGGAAGCAAUGAAAUUUCAAAAACCGAACAUGUUGCACCGGAGAGCACCACUGAAUUGAAUGCAUUCACUUCUGAUGAUUGAAACCAUGUCAAACCGAUACUUUUAAGCCUGAGAUAUAUUGCACUUAAAAUUGUCUCAAGCUCAAUGCACGUGUAUCAUUUGGACAAGAAUAAUUCAUUCAUUGAUAAACUAUUUAAC